Messenger RNA from Fusarium keratoplasticum, 1275 nucleotides. RefSeq lists its product as uncharacterized. The transcript has a single exon. The record is from RefSeq and is a predicted model, not a curated record. Bases 1 to 1275 code for a protein of 424 amino acids. NCBI's taxonomy places the organism in Eukaryota, Fungi, Ascomycota, Sordariomycetes, Hypocreales, Nectriaceae.
AUGAGUUACCCUUCUCCACGAACUCCUGGAUCGACGCCGAUCCACGACUACGACAGCGUCUACUCGAGGAUGUCGUCCGCAACCCCCACCCCUUCGCCGAGGCCGACCUGGACCGCCGAGCAGACGCCACGGCGACCAGCGACUCGAGCGGCCCAUGGACGCUUCAACAGCUACUCCCAGCAGGGUGAUUUCAGUCCGCGUCCCCCCAAGGACUCCCCUCGCUACAACAGCAUCGGGCAAUAUAGCACGGCAGAUGUGAGUCCCAAAACUACUUCUUCGUCGCGCAGGCCUUCCGGGUCAUCUCCGCGCUCCAAGCGCGACCGCCGAUUCUCGUUUACCUAUGUCCGGGCUUCCACCCCAUAUGGAGAAUCCGACGAGGACGAGAUCAUCGAGGCUCUGGGACACACCUAUGUGCUUCCUGCACAGUCCCGUUCCAAGAACCAUCAUCACCGCAGAUCCGCCUUCUACACACGAGAACUUGUUGAUGAUGAUCGGGGAUGGUACACUAAUUACGACGACUACCUGCAGGGUGCCGCCUCCGCCGCCAUCUACGACGAGCCUUACAACUCUCGUGAGCAGAUGCCUCCCAUGUACCAGCAGUCGCCCCAACCUCGACCUCCUACCAGCUUCGGCCACAGCCGUCGCUCCUCCACCGCUGUCCCUCCACCGCGUCCCCAGACCGUGCGCCCAGCCAGCUCCCACCGCGCCAAGCCUGCUGCCCCGGCCACCCCCAAGGCCACCGAUGCCGAUGCCCGGAAGCACCGCAUCCCGGCUGGAUACUCACUCAAGAACUGGGACCCCAGCGAGGAGCCCAUUCUGCUGCUAGGCAGUGUCUUUGACGCCAACAGCCUUGGAAAGUGGAUCUACGACUGGACUGUCUACCACCAGGGCCCUGCCACCCCCAUCUCUGACAUGGCCGGCGAGCUGUGGCUUCUUCUUAUCCAGCUUGCCGGCAAGGUCAAGCGAGCUGAGGAGACUGUCGGUCGAGUUCGCAGCGCCGAGAACCGGGACCUCGUUGACGAGUUCAUUGAGUCCGGAGAGCGCCUCACCGAGAAGCUCCGUGCCCUCCUCAAGGCCUGUGAGGCCCCCAUGCUCAAGGCCGCCAAGAGGAAGCAGGCUGGCCUUGGCAAGAACGCCGGUGUCGAAUUUGUCGAGACCCUCUUUGGCCGUGACCGUGAGCUUGACAAGACUGAGAAGUUCAUGCAGAGCGUGAGACUCUUCAACCUCCGGUUCGACGCCAACUGCGAGGAGAUUCUCCGGAACCCUACCAAAUAA